AUUAUUAUCAAUUAAAAUCAAUUUUAAAUUGUAUAUUUUUCUUGUUGUCCACACACAACAUAUACAAAGAUGUCGACACGUCGCCAGGCAAUUACAUUAUAUCGGAAUUUGUUGCGUGAGUCCGAGAAGCUGCCCUCCUACAACUUUAGAAUGUAUGCGCUGCGCAAGAUACGCGACACAUUUCGGGCCAAUAGGAUGGUAAAUGAUUUUAAGGAAAUCGAUCGGCAGAUGGCAAAUGCCAAGCAAAGUUUGGAAUUGAUUCGUCGACAGGUAAUUAUCGGUCAUCUUUACACAACGGAGAAGCUGGUUAUCGAGCAAACAAAGACGCUGCGGCCAUCCGAUGAUUAAAAAGUUGCAUCACUAUCAUCCACUCGAAACACACACAAAUACACACACACACACACACACACACA
Drosophila virilis is the source of this 413-nucleotide messenger RNA. It is a transcript of the gene bcn92, whose product is annotated as LYR motif-containing protein bcn92. Gene Ontology annotation, biological process: iron-sulfur cluster assembly. Gene Ontology annotation, cellular component: L-cysteine desulfurase complex; mitochondrion. The record is from RefSeq and is a predicted model, not a curated record. Lineage: Eukaryota; Metazoa; Arthropoda; Insecta; Diptera; Drosophilidae.